GCACCGCAGGUAGGCAGGAGGCUGGAGCGCCUGCUGCCCGCCGCCCGUAAAAUGGUCACCUCGGCUGGACAGCUCGCCCUGUUCGCGCUGGGUAUCUUGUUGGCUGUGUGCCAGGCCCUGGAGAACACCACAUCGACCCUGAGCGAUCCCCCUGUGGCCGCAGCUGUGGUGUCCCAUUUUAAUGAAUGCCCGGAUUCCCACAGUCAGUUUUGCUUCCAUGGAACCUGCAGGUUUUUGGUGCAGGAGGAGAAGCCAGCAUGUGUCUGCCAUUCUGGGUACGUCGGUGCCCGCUGUGAGCAUGCAGACCUCCUGGCCGUGGUGGCAGCCAGCCAGAAGAAGCAGGCCAUCACCGCCUUGGUGGUGGUUUCCAUCGUGGCCUUGGCUGUCCUCAUCAUUGCAUGUGUGCUAAUACACUGCUGCCAGGUCCGGAAACACUGUGACUGGUGCCGGGCCCUCAUCUGCAGGCAUGAGAAGCCCAGUGCCCUCCUGAAGGGAAGGACUGCUUGCUGCCACUCAGAAACAGUGGUCUGAGGAGCCUGGAGAAGGAGCUCAGUCAGGCGGAUGUGCAGCCUGAUGAAGACAGGACUUCGGGCUGGCACCACAGGGAUGUCUAGGCCGUGCCAGCAGGUUUUUCCUCCUCUGCCUGCCGCCAGCUCUCCAGCCUUUAAAUCUUUUGUGGGCCUUCCUUCAAAUCUGUCAUGAACUCUGUCUGCUUGGGGUUAUUUGGUGUGACCUAGAGAAGAAAUCAGUGGGCCACCACUUAAAGACUGGUCCCAAAGAACUGCAGAGGGUGGACUUACUGUUUACCUAGCUAAGGUGUGCACAGCAGUAGGCAUCUGCAUCCAGAUGUGUGUAGUUGUCUCCUGCCUGUCACGGAUGCCAAGCUGCGUUUCUCUCCUCAUCUCCCUACUACAUAUCCAUCCUGCCCAGAAAUUCCAAUAGUUGUUACAUUUGUUUCCCAUCCACUUACUGGGGAAGAAGGUGGAGAAGAGGUCGCGGUUAUCGUUAACAUGAAGGCUUCAAGUGGAAGAAGAGCGUGUCUGACUGUCCACAGAUCCUCAACCAGCCGACAUCUUCCACAGACACACGACACUAAAGACCUUCUCAAGCACUCACCACCCUCGGAGAUAACUUCUUAUUUAUUAGAUGGAUGAUGGUUUAUUUUUAAUCUCUUAAGACAGUGUAAAAAACAUAAAACGCUUUCAGACUUCUAUGUUAAUGAUGUAUGUAUUGCUGGUUGUAAGGUGUCUGGCCUCUUCAGGACAGCUGAGGCUUGGGAACAGUCCCCCAGGGGUACAGAAAUGGCAGCGGAGGAUGAGUUGGUGAAGGGAACAAAGAUUGGGGUUCAGAGAUUGCCAAUUUAGACACCAAGCAGGGAAAUGUCUCUGGAUAGAUUCCGUGGAAAAGUCAGUAAAUCCAGAGAGGUGUCACCUCUGUUGGGGGAGAGAGGAAGCAAUGGCCUGGGUGUGUGUCUACACGCAGUGAACACCACACCUACUAUACUGCCCCAUGAUUAAACGGAUUCACUUCCUAGGGAGCCCCCAAGAGGCCAUUUAGAAAUGGCAUUAGCAGAGAGCCAUGGGCAUUUGGGGCCACAUCCAUGAAAGGAGGACCAGGCAUUUAUUUUCCAUGUCGUUGCUAGGCUAACUUGUUGCUUUAUUUGUAAAGGGAGAAAUUUUAACUUUCCUAUUUAUUUUCAGGCACUAAGAGAAAUAUUCCAGUGACUUUUUGAUUUUCCAUUCAGGAUGCUGGUUUUAUGAACAAAAACUCUUAACAAGCCUCCUCCACUGUGUGGGGUCUCACUUUCCCCUCAGAAAAAGAGAAAUUGCCCUCCUGAGACUCUCGGUACAUUCUGACCCACUGGGCCUGCUUGUAGGAAGUACUGGCUCCCUCCAACUAAACAGUGAUUAAACUCCCUAGAAAAUUUCAUUAAAAUUUGGAAACAGAAUAAGAAUGAAGUGAUCUGUAAGGUCCAUAUGUGAGGGAACUAUUUAUCCAUUGAUGCUUGAAAAAUGAGAGAUUUCUGCCUUUUCCCCUUCAGUGCGUCUAGCUCCCCACGUUGUCAAAAGGGACCUUUAAAAAGAUCACAUGGGCUUGAAAUUUCAGGUAAUUUUGUCCUUCCCUAAUGCUUCUUCUCCUGUCUAUUUCUGUGAAUUUUCUCUGUAUUCCUUGUAAUUGAGACAACUAUAUGACCCUUAUCUCAAUUUUGGCACUUUCAUUGAAUGAUGCCACACCAAAACAUAAAGAUCAGAAAUGGAUCUGUUCACCAGCUGGCCCCUGGCAAGGUAAUUGACACAGCUCCCAGGUUUUCAUUAUAAAAGAAAAUAGAUUUUAAUUUGCAUUCCUAGGCCAGUCCUGCAGCAGCAGAGGCUUAACUGUAGCAUCUUGCUCAGCGUCCAGUGCUAUCGACACUGGCUUGUAAACCCCACUUUGCAUUCGUCUUUCUCAUUGGACCCCCCUUAAAGUCCGAGAGUCUGGUUUUGAGAGACUAAUGGAGUUAUGUCACUUUUUUUUAACUUGAGACCACAUUUUCACUUUAAGACAAUCUCUCCCCAGUCUUUUAAAGACUAUUUGAGGUCAGAUGACCUGUAAAGAGUAUAAUCUAGUGUGAAAAUGUUUUCUGAGAUUUUUUCACCUACUAGAUGGCAGGACCAAUGUCCAGUCUUUGGACAUCCAAGGGCCUUUGUAGAAGUGUAAGGAGAGGAGGAUGGAAGCAAAGAAAAGUCUUUGGUUUUUUAUGGGGACUUCAGAUUUAGUGUCCAUAAAUGCUUUGGUCCAGCAAAUCACAGCUGCCAGUGCCCCCUUCUUUGUGCCUGUACAACCACGCAGUGAACUGGCUCGAAUGUUUUGCUUCCUAGAAGUGCCUCCCAUGGCAGUCCUCUAUAUACCAACUAGACUGAAAAGAGUUGGAAGGGGAGGCUGGAGUCAAGGCAGGCCUGACUGACCACUGUCCACACCCUGGGGUGGGAGAGCCUUCUUUGGUGAUUUCUCAUUUAGAAAUCAGACAGCCAACAGCACUGGAUCCUGGUACCAUUUUAUGGCACUGGUACUUUUCUGGUUUUCUGUAAAAAUAAGCCAUUUGGGGUUGAAAGUGGAUCUUCUAACCCACCUCUGUCAGUCCCUGUGUUUCCUUCCUUGCCCUUAGAAAGCCAAGUGUUGUUAUGAUCAGGGUAUCAUUCCCGAGGUUUGGGAAGAGUCCCACCCUGGGCAUGGGGACAGAGCUGUUCUGAUGUAUAUCUCAGGAGAAAUGAAAAUCCCCCAUUUUUAAAAAAGGGGGUAUGCUUCCACUUCUUUUACGGAGCCUGGAUUCUCCUCGACAUGUUGUGACUUCUUCAAGCACACUGGCAAAAACAUUUUCUUCUAUAUGGAAAGACUGACAGCAGCUAACCCUGACCUGAAAAAUGCAUCUGGACACAUGUAGACCCAAGGAACCUGCCAUUGUGUCUCAGCAGAGGAGGUGGGUAGUGUGUACCCAGAGUCUGUUUUAAAGGAGAGAAGAGGUGGGAUUGCUAUUCCAUGACCCACACUGGUUAUGGAGAAGAAGUUGUGCUUCUAGAACUUCUUGAGAGAGUGUUCUCUGCAGGUGGAGAGAAACGUCUAUCAACUUUGGGUUUUCCAGGGUCAGCUGGUCUCAGUACACUUGGACCCACUGGUUGCUCUGCCGGCAGUUUUGGCAGGAAUGGAUCAAGGAGGCUCCAACAUUGCUCUGGGGGCCGCAGCCCCUUUGUCAAAGUCUAGGCUUUGAUUUUUUCCCACCCUGCUCAGUAGAGCAGAGGACAGGGGAUGGGAGAUGAUUCGAAAGUCCAGGACCAGGGGAACAUCACAAAUAAGACAAAUACAUGUUUGCUCUUAAUGUUCCAACCUAAACCUGUUCUCUCCAGCCACUGAUUUUACGCAGCUUUCUGAAAGAUCUGGUGGUAAAGUACUGAAAAAGCAAACCCUCUUCCUGGUGUAAUAACUUACUGAAGUGUUCAAUUUCCAUUAUCUUUAUUAACAAACCUGAUGCUUUUUUUUUUUAGAACUUGUAACUCUGACUUCUGUAUAUGUUGCACUGAAAAGGUUAAUAUUUAAUGUUUUAAUUUAUUUUGU
Talpa occidentalis (Iberian mole) is the source of this 4089-nucleotide messenger RNA. It is a transcript of the gene TGFA, whose product is annotated as transforming growth factor alpha. NCBI's taxonomy places the organism in Eukaryota, Metazoa, Chordata, Mammalia, Eulipotyphla, Talpidae. The record is from RefSeq and is a predicted model, not a curated record. Gene Ontology annotation, biological process: positive regulation of cell population proliferation; positive regulation of mitotic nuclear division; epidermal growth factor receptor signaling pathway. The transcript is spliced from 6 exons. Bases 52 to 531 code for a protein of 159 amino acids.